Molecule: messenger RNA, 893 nt
Organism: Vigna angularis (adzuki bean)
Lineage: Eukaryota; Viridiplantae; Streptophyta; Magnoliopsida; Fabales; Fabaceae
Product: embryo-specific protein ATS3B
Exons: 3
Coding region: 96-668 (190 amino acids)
Molecular function (GO): protein binding
Source: RefSeq, a predicted model, not a curated record
AUAGAUUUCAAAGCAAAGCAAAGAGACACUGAACUUUGACCAUUUUUGUGCAGAACCUCACAAAAUUUUGGGGUUUUCAGUUUAUUAGAGAAAAAAUGAUCAAGUUUGUUCUUUUCUUGUUAUGCUUUGCCUCUGCAGUGAGCCUAUCAGUUUCAGAGUCGGAAGCUGUUUCUGUGAAACUUCAUGCAGCUGAAUCCUUUUCUGUUGGGUAUAUUCAGAUGAAAACUGCAUCGAACUGCUCUUACUUGGUGCUUAUAAGCACGAGUUGUUCAUCGCCCAAGUUCACAACGGAUAAGAUCAGUAUUGCGUUUGGAGAUGGGAAAGGAAACCAGGUGUAUGUACCAAGACUAGAUGAUCCACUUGCAAAGACAUUUGAACAAUGUUCUUCGGACUCAUUUCAAAUAGAUGGUGCAUGUGCAUCUCCCAUCUGCUUUGUGUAUCUCUAUAGAUCAGGUGCAGAGCAAGGUUGGAAGCCUGAGAGUGUGAAAAUCUUUGGCUAUGACUCAGAGCCUGUUACUUUUACUUUCGACACCUCCAUUCCCAAUGACACAUGGUAUGGCUACAAUCUGUGCCAAACUCCUUCUCCUCCUUCUUCUUCAUUCCAACAAUCACCUCAGAAAUGGCACAUGAGUUUGCUUCUAGGCUUUUUUCUUAGCCUUCUGCUUUAAUAGUGUUAUGGACUUUAUCUAAUACACCAUAAGUAGUAGUGCACUCUAUAGCAGCAGAAAGUAGUAGAAACAUUAUGAGAUGAGAUGUGUAAGACCCUUGGCCAAAGUCAGUUACUAUGUGACUUUGUUUUUAUGCUUUAUGGGAGUUAUGUUGAAUUUAUGGUAUAGUUUUGUGGAAGCCGAAAUGCUGGUAUAUCUAAUGCAUUUUUCUCCAAGAAGAAUUUC